AUUUUUUUGAAUGGCUAUAUCUAUAAUCGUGUUGGCGUUGUCAACUUGAUGAGACAAUUCACUGGAGGAAAGGAGUUGCUAAGACCUGCAGUUACAAGAUUUGCAACUGCCUUCAUCACUCUUCGUUCAAUCCAUCUUCAAAAGAAUAACUUGAGGAAGAUGUUUACUUCUGAAGAUUGGAAUACUACUAAAUGGGCAAAGGAGGCGGCUGGCAAAAGAGCAGCUGCUAUUGUUUUGAUGCCUACUUUUUGGAGUACCAUCGUUUAUGCUCUUAAGUUAACAGGUCCACUUGUUCGUGUACUCCGUUUGGUUGAUGGGGAAAAGAAGCCUGCAAUGGGAUAUAUUUAUGAAGCAAUGGAUAGGGCUAAGGAAGCCAUAGCUAAGGCUUUUGGUGAGAGAGAGGAUAAAUUCAAGGAGGCAUUUGAAAUUAUUGAUACGAGGUGGGGAUGCCAACUCCAUCAACCGUUGCAUGCAGCUGCACACUACUUGAAUCCAGAAUUUUUCUAUUCAAACCCCAACAUUUUGCAAGAUGAAGAAAUUAUGUCGGGUUUGUACAAAUGUGUUGGAAGGUUACUGCCAACUAUUGAAAUGCAAGAUAAAGUUUCAAAUGAGUUGGAAAAAUACAAUGCCGCUAGUGGCGUCUUUGGAAUUAGUUUGGCAGUGAGACAAAGGAAGACAAAAGCACCAGCGCAAUGGUGGAUGGCAUAUGGAUCAACAACUCCAAACUUGCAAAAGUUUGCUAUGAAAAUUCUUAGCCUCACGUGUAGUGCUACUGGCUGCGAAAGAAAUUGGAGCAUAUUCCAACAUCUUCAUAGCAAAAGGAGAAAUAGGCUAUCCCAGCAACGCUUGAAUGAUUUGGUAUUUGUGAAAUAUAAUCGAACUCUGAGGCGUCGAUACGACAAACGUGACACCAUUGAUCCCAUCCUCCUGAAGGACAUUGAUGAUAGUAAUGAGUGGUUGAUUGGUAGGAUGGAUGGUGAUUCUGAUGAGGAUGAUGAACUUGUGUUUGAAGAUGAUAAUUUGACUUGGGAUUCUGUUGCUAGAGCCGCUGGACUAAAUAACCCCCCGCAUCACACUAGAUCAAGAAUAAGUACAAAUAUGCCAUCAUCGUCUAAAGGAAGAGGAAGAGCUUCAUCUAGUAGUGCAACCACUGCUAGGGGUCGGACCACAAUGUUGGAACUUGUAGAUGAGGAUGAAAUCCAAGUGGAUAAUGCAGAGGAGACGGAAGAGGAAAAAGAUGUUGGAGAAAACAGUUCUAAUGAUGAAGAGGAAGAUGAUGAUAUCUUCACCGACCUAGUUGAUGAUGAGUGAUGAGUGAUGAUUGAGGAGGAUUUUUAGAUUUUAUAUUUUGAAAUCUUUUAUUGUACUCUUUUCUUUUGAUGUUGAACUAUGUUGAAUUGUUGAGGCUUUUGGGUUUUGUCUUGGCAAUUUUAUUAAAUUUCCAAUUUUUUUAUUGAAUGUUUUGACAUUUUA
Molecule: messenger RNA, 1473 nt
Organism: Malania oleifera
Lineage: Eukaryota; Viridiplantae; Streptophyta; Magnoliopsida; Santalales; Ximeniaceae
Exons: 3
Coding region: 49-1311 (420 amino acids)
Molecular function (GO): protein dimerization activity
Source: RefSeq, a predicted model, not a curated record